This is a messenger RNA of Antechinus flavipes (yellow-footed antechinus), 4358 nucleotides long. RefSeq names its product protein kinase D1 (gene PRKD1). The record is from RefSeq and is a predicted model, not a curated record. Gene Ontology annotation, cellular component: ribosome. The transcript has 19 exons. Gene Ontology annotation, molecular function: ATP binding; structural constituent of ribosome; protein serine/threonine kinase activity. Bases 1589 to 4063 code for a protein of 824 amino acids. Lineage: Eukaryota; Metazoa; Chordata; Mammalia; Dasyuromorphia; Dasyuridae. Gene Ontology annotation, biological process: protein phosphorylation; translation.
CCAAAAAGUGAAAGUAAUCAGGAAUGAGUAUUGGAGGCAAUUGGGUGCACUCAUUCUUGAGUCAAAAAGACCUGAAUUUAAAUCUAACCUUAGGACACUUACUAACUGUGGGAUCCUCGGCAAGUGACUAUUCUGUUUGUCUCAGUUUCCUCAAUUGUAAAAUGAUAACAGCUCCUACAUAAACUAUUCACCUUCAUUUCUCUGAAGACUUAUUUCCAUUAUUUUAUGAUUCUCUUAGAUCCACCUGUUAUAUCCUUGACAGAUUAAUUUAGACUCUAUAUAGACAAAUUCAGUGCCAUAGGCCAUAGUAAUUCACAAGAAGUUUGAUUUCUUUGGUUUAGCUUUAAUUUUAUAUGUAUAUAUAUUUAUAUAUAUCUACCUAUAUAUGUAUGCCCCAUUGUAUAUCCUUAUCAGUUCAUGAGUGGAUUAUUGCAAUCAUAUUUGUCCUCUCUGUUUCCAGUUUCUUCACUCUCCAAUCUGUCAUCCACAUAGCUGCCAAAAUAAUUUUUCUAAAUCUUAAGUCUGUCUGGGCCACUUCCUUGUUCCAGAACUUCCAAGUUCUCUCUGUUGCUUCUAGGAUAAAAUGCAAACCUUUUUUCCCUUUGACAUUUGAAGUCUUUCACAGUCUUGUGCCAGAUGAUCCCAGUUUGAUUACUAUUCCCCUCUUUUGUGUAAUAUAUGAUUCAGUUAAACUGACCUUGCUGUUCCCCAAACUUUACAUUCUGUCUCUUGAUUCAUGCAUUUGCAUAGGCUCUCUCCUAUUUUACCUUAUUUCAGUAGGGCUGUAUUAGUAGUUCUCCUCUAGUCCUUUGUAACCACCUCUUAGAGCUUAGCCCAUAUGCUACCUCCAAAAGGAAUCCUUUUUUGAUGUCUUCCUCUUUAUUUCCUUAUUGCUUUGCAUAUGAUAGGUGCUUGCUAAAUCAGUGAAUGAUGGUUGACUUGGAUUGACUGACUAAAUUUCUUCUGAUUAGAAGUCAUACCAAAAAAUACUUGAAUACUAUUCUAUACUUCUCUCUGGGAGGCAGAGUGAUUUAGUGGAUAAAGAUCUGGAUUCAAGUUCGUGAAAUAUGCUGGCCUUAUGACCCUGAUUUAUCUUUUAAAAUCUUAGAUCCCUAAACAGAUUCUAAGUUGUAAAUUGCAUAACACUUGGCAAUCUGGGAGCAGCUAGAUGGCACAAUGGAUGGAGCACUGGUCCUGGAGCCAGGAGAAUUUGAGUUCAAAGACACUUAACACUUACCAGCUGGUGACCCUAGACAAGUCAUUUAACCCAGUUGCCUCUGCAAAACAAAACAAAAAACUACUUAGCAAUCUGAAUUGCUAGAAUCAUUCUUCACCAUGAACCCUAUAUCAAUGAAAUCACCUGACUGCUAACAGUUAUAGAUAAUUACCCUAGAAAUAUUAGCUCUUAUACCUCUGAGAGAAGUUGUGUUAUUUUAGAUUGAUACAGAUAUGGUUCAAAUAAUGGCUACCAGUAAUUCUCUGUUUUACUGAAUAUAGACCAAGAGGAAAUGACCUUCAACUUCACUAAAGGAUAUAAGAUUAGAUAUAAGAGAAUUUUCUGACAUUUCCUGAAUGCGGUUUCUAUGGAAUGUAUGAUAAGAUCUUGCUUUUUCGUCAUGACCCUUCCUCUGAAAACAUUCUUCAACUGGUAAAGACAGCCAGCGACAUCCAAGAAGGAGAUCUCAUUGAAGUUGUCUUAUCAGCCUCUGCCACCUUUGAAGAUUUUCAGAUCCGACCCCACGCACUAUUUGUCCAUUCUUAUCGGGCUCCAGCUUUUUGUGAUCAUUGUGGAGAAAUGUUGUGGGGGCUUGUCCGUCAAGGACUUAAAUGUGAAGGAUGUGGUCUGAACUACCAUAAGAGAUGUGCAUUUAAAAUCCCUAACAACUGCAGUGGUAUGAGAAGAAGGCGGCUAUCCAAUGUUUCUUUAACGGGGCUCACUACUGUCCGGACAACAUCUGCAGAACUCUCACCUAACACUCAAGAUGAAGCUCUCUUGUCUCCUGUCAGCCCAGGCUUUGAGCAAAAGUCACCAUCAGAAUCCUUUCUGGGUCGAGAGAAGAGAUCCAAUUCUCAGUCCUACAUUGGACGACCAAUUGAGCUUGACAAGAUCUUGCUGUCCAAGGUUAAAGUGCCGCACACAUUUGUCAUCCACUCCUACACACGGCCAACAGUAUGCCAGUAUUGCAAGAAACUUCUCAAAGGGCUUUUCAGACAGGGCCUACAGUGUAAAGAUUGUAGGUUCAACUGUCAUAAGCGUUGUGCACCCAAAGUACCAAAUAACUGCCUGGGUGAAGUCGCCAUUAAUGGAGAUUUGCUUAGCCCUGGGGCAGAGUCUGAUGUGGUUAUGGAAGAAGGAAGUGAUGAUAAUGAUAGUGAAAGAAAUAGUGGACUCAUGGAUGACAUGGAAGAAUCAAUGGUCCAGGAUUCCGAAGCAUCCAUGACAGGAUGCCACAGUGACAAUGGGGAUGUACAGGACCUGGAUCAAGACCAUGAUGAUUCAAAUCGAAUGAUCAGCCCAUCAACCAGUAAUAAUAUUCCUCUCAUGAGAGUGGUUCAGUCUGUCAAACAUACAAAAAGGAAAAGCAGCACAGUAAUGAAAGAAGGAUGGAUGGUUCACUAUACAAGCAAAGACACACUGAGGAAACGGCAUUAUUGGAGAUUAGACAGCAAAUGUAUCACACUCUUUCAAAAUGAUACUGGAAGCAAAUAUUACAAGGAAAUUCCUCUCUCUGAAAUUUUAUCCCUGGAACCUGCAAAAACUUUUUCUUUAAUUCCUAGUGGGGCCAAUCCCCAUUGUUUUGAAAUAACUACAGAACAUGUUGUCUACUAUGUGGGAGAAAAUGUAGUCAGUCCCUCAAGCCCUCCACCAAACAACAGCAUACUUACCAGUGGGGUUGGUAUUGAUGUAGCCAGAAUGUGGGAGAUGGCUAUUCAACAUGCUCUUAUGCCUGUCAUUCCAAAGGGAGCCCCCCCUGGAUCUGGGUCAAGUUUACACAGAGACAUAUCCAUCAGUAUCUCUGUAUCAAAUUGUCAGAUUCAAGAAAAUGUGGAUAUUAGUACAGUAUAUCAGAUCUUUCCAGAUGAAGUAUUGGGUUCAGGACAAUUUGGUAUUGUUUAUGGAGGAAAACAUCGUAAAACAGGAAGAGAUGUGGCUAUUAAAAUCAUUGACAAGUUAAGAUUUCCAACAAAGCAAGAAAGUCAACUUCGCAAUGAGGUUGCCAUUUUACAGAACCUUCAUCACCCUGGUGUUGUAAAUUUGGAGUGUAUGUUUGAGACGCCUGAAAGAGUGUUUGUUGUUAUGGAAAAACUCCAUGGAGACAUGCUGGAGAUGAUCUUGUCAAGUGAAAAGGGCAGGUUGCCAGAGCACAUAACGAAGUUUUUAAUUACCCAGAUACUUGUUGCCUUGAGGCAUCUUCAUUUUAAAAAUAUUGUUCACUGUGAUCUCAAACCAGAAAAUGUAUUGUUAGCAUCAGCUGAUCCUUUCCCACAGGUGAAACUCUGUGACUUUGGUUUUGCUCGCAUUAUUGGAGAGAAAUCCUUCAGAAGAUCAGUGGUAGGCACACCAGCUUACCUAGCUCCAGAAGUUCUUAGGAACAAAGGCUACAAUCGUUCUCUGGACAUGUGGUCUGUUGGAGUUAUCAUCUAUGUAAGCCUCAGUGGUACAUUUCCAUUUAAUGAAGAUGAAGAUAUACAUGAUCAAAUCCAGAAUGCAGCCUUCAUGUAUCCACCUAAUCCCUGGAAGGAAAUCUCUCCUGAAGCCAUUGAUCUCAUUAAUAAUUUGCUACAAGUGAAAAUGAGAAAGCGCUAUAGUGUGGACAAGACAUUGAGUCACCCAUGGCUGCAGGACUAUCAGACCUGGUUAGAUUUACGGGAGCUUGAAUGCAAGACUGAGGAACGCUACAUCACGCAUGAAAGUGACGACUUGAGGUGGGAACAGUACGCGGGAGAGCAGGGUUUGCAGUAUCCAGCCCACCUUAGCAAUCAGAAUGCUGAGCACAGUGCAAACCCAGAGUCAGAGGAAACAGAGAUGAGAGCCCUCAGUGAGAGGGUCAGCAUCCUCUAAGUUAUAGCCCCUAUAAUCUGUCAAAACACUGUGGAAUUAAUAAAUACAUACGGUCAGGUUUAACAUUCGCCUUGCAGAACUGCCAUCAUUUUCUGUCAGAUGGGAACAAAGCUGUUAAACUGUUAGCACUGUUGAUGUAUCUUAGUUGCCAAGACAAAUCAACAGAAGCAUUUGUAUUUUAUGUGACCCAACUGUGUUGUAUUAACAAAAGUUCCCUGAAACACUAAACUUGUUCUUGUGAAUGAUUCAUGUUAUAUUUAAUGCAUUAAACCUGUCUCCACUGUGCCUUUGCAAA